Messenger RNA from Colletotrichum godetiae, 1377 nucleotides. RefSeq lists its product as uncharacterized. The transcript is spliced from 2 exons. Gene Ontology annotation, molecular function: serine-type endopeptidase activity. The coding region runs from base 1 to 1377 and encodes 458 amino acids. The record is from RefSeq and is a predicted model, not a curated record. Lineage: Eukaryota; Fungi; Ascomycota; Sordariomycetes; Glomerellales; Glomerellaceae. Gene Ontology annotation, biological process: proteolysis. Gene Ontology annotation, cellular component: membrane; cell wall.
AUGGAAAUGUCUCUUAAGCCUCAGGUGUCUGCACCUGGAGGGACUAUCCUAAGUACAUGGGUUACAUCCAACGGAUGGGGAUAUGCAGUCAUCUCGGGCACAUCGAUGGCCACUCCUCAUCUUGCAGGUUGUUAUGCUCUUGUUAAGCAGAAGUUCCCGAGUCUGAGCCCGAAAGAGAUCACAAGACGUUUGCAGUCAUCGGCAACUCCUUUGAAGCAAUACAACGCAACCGACAUUCUCACGACUACCGCUCAACAAGGCUCUGGCCUAGUCAAUGUCUUGAGAGCAGUGACAUCGGAAACCGUUUUCUCUGCUACCGAGUUCAACUUACGCGACUCAGCCGGCCCCCUUGAUCGGAACUUUACGAUCGAGAACCUGUCAUCUUCUCCCAAGACCUACACGUUGGGUCACAAGCCUGCAGCGGAAGUCAACGGACUACCAAACGGCAACAGUCUUGACAUCAACGACAUGUUUUACUGGGCACUAAACUUCAACCCUGUUUACUCCGAAGUCUCAUUCCCAACGAGCUCCCUUACUAUUCCGGCUGGCGGCAAGGCGACUGUGGAGUUCACUGUGACCCCUCCCUUUGUUGACCCUUCCCUCCUACCGACUUACAGUGGUCUCAUCACUGUCACUGAGGGAGAGGAAAACUUUUCUAUUCCGUAUCUUGGAAUCCCGUAUGCCCGCGGCGAACUUUCCAACAUCUACACAGGGGACUUGAAGAACCUUGACGUGAACCCAGCGCCCCCUUCGGGCGUGCCUUUGCUACCGUUCAUCAGUUCUUCUGAUGCUGGAAUUCGCAACAACGACAAAUCCGUUUACACAUUUCCCGCCCAGAAGGUCGCCGAGAACCAAACACAGAUUCCCGACAAUGACCCGGUCCUCACAGUUUUCAUUGACCAACCAUCGGCGUAUGUUCGAUUCGAUGCAGUGCCUGCCGACAUCGCGUCCAAUCCCGCUUACAACUUCACGCCGUCCACUUUCGGAUAUCUGCCAGGCUCUCAGUCAAACGCCACAUCGUUCACAAACACCACUGUCACUACUUCGACCCUGGACUUGGAUUCCCUUGAUCACGUGGCAGGAUUGAAGAGUUACGGUCUCGUUGGUCUGCUUUGGGGUGGCGAUGUGCCUCACGGAGCUGUUGCUACCAACUUCCGAGGCUACAGUGUCUACAGUACUGAGUGGUCAUGGGGUGUGGUUGAAUUGGCCAACGGAACGAUUUACCAGUUGCCGAAUGCUGAUUACCGUAUCCUGGUUCGGGCCCUGAGAUGGGGGGGCAACAUGAACAGCUCGAGUGAUUAUGACAGCUGGCUGAGCCCGAUCAUUGGGGUCAACAUCACGGACCCCGGAUAUCCCAACCCGUGGCUUACCCAGUGA